AUGCCAACAGCUCCAGAAGCUCUUACACUAGAGGUAGAAAUCCAUUUGAUUCACUCCGACAUUGACACAUCUCCAAUUGGAGCCGAGCACUGCGCGAAGCUGUACCGACAAUGGCACUUAUAUAAAUUUUGUUGA
Messenger RNA from Caenorhabditis briggsae, 135 nucleotides. The coding region runs from base 1 to 135 and encodes 44 amino acids. The transcript is spliced from 2 exons. Lineage: Eukaryota; Metazoa; Nematoda; Chromadorea; Rhabditida; Rhabditidae. The record is from RefSeq and is a predicted model, not a curated record.